This is a messenger RNA of Neurospora hispaniola, 1368 nucleotides long. RefSeq lists its product as uncharacterized. NCBI's taxonomy places the organism in Eukaryota, Fungi, Ascomycota, Sordariomycetes, Sordariales, Sordariaceae. The transcript is spliced from 3 exons. The record is from RefSeq and is a predicted model, not a curated record. Bases 1 to 1368 code for a protein of 455 amino acids.
AUGGAACAUCGCCAACUAGAAGUAGUCGUCGCCGUUUGGUCCAUGACCCUUCUCUCACUCUCCUUCAUGUUCCUGCGCCUGUAUACUCGCAUCCACAUCGUCAAGUUCAUCGGUACCGAAGACUACGUCUACGUCCUGACCGGCCUCUUUCUUCUUCUCUUCGCCACCUUCCUUCAUGUCUCGGUCCACUUUGGCAUGGGCGCCAGUCUGUGGUCGCUGUCGCUCGAGAACACGUCGAGAUCCAUCUUUUGGAGCUAUGUCGCCAAUUCCUUUGCGAUAACAGGCAACGCCAUGGCCAAGUUGUCCAUGGGAUUCUUCUUGUUGAGAGUGGUACAGUUGAGGGGACAGAAGAUGGCGCUGUGGGCGCUGAUCGUGGUGACGGCAGGGACGUCCUUCGCGUUGGUGGUCAUGCUAUGGAAUCAGACAACACCGAGAAAAGCGAGCUGGGAUCCGUUGAGGACUCCAGGAAAGUGGCACAUCAAGAUUCAACCGAUGAGUGUUGGGUUAGGAGUCUGGUCCAGUGUCUGUGAUUUCAUUUUUGCCAUUUUCCCGUGGCUGUUCAUCUGGUCUCUGAGGAUGCCACGACGGGAGAAAAUGAUGUUGGCGAGUGGAAUGAGCCUCGGUGUAAUAGCUGGUGCUUGCGGCAUCACUAGAACCGUUGUGUUGUCACAUCUCAACAUCUGGGAUUACACUUACAACUUUGCCCCGUACUUCAUCUGGGCCGGUGCCGAAAUAGCAGUAGCCAUGGUGUGCCUGGGCAUACCGACCCUGCGUCCGUUAUAUCUCCGACGCCGUGGAAUGACAGAAGACCAUGAAUACCAUCCACCCAACCAAAACAACCUGGAAAUGCCGGAAUUCACGAUAGUCGAGCAACACAAACAAGAACAACAACAAAAGCAAUCAGGAGACCACAAAACGCCCACAGCUGGAGCAGGUAGCAAAGCUGAACGCAGUCCGAGCCCCCCACCGCCAGCAUACGUCCGCGACUCGGCCUCAUCACACACUAUUGUCGACAUGGAGUCCCUACGGGAUAUCGACACAUUCCAAACGCCACUAAGCCCAGCCAGCAUGCAAAGAAAGAACAGGAGGAGGAGGGGGAACGACAGCGUAGACGACAUAUUGGGGUUAUACAACGCAGAGCGAAGUCGAAGUCGAGGGACGACGGCUCAUAGCCAAGGGAGUAGGAGUACCAUGUCGGCACACGACAGUUCAUCCACCACCCAUAUAACAGCUUUGAAGUCACUGACUUCGACUACAAUCGUCUCGACAGAGUGUAAUGCAGCCAAGACAGCGGGGGCGAUCAUGGUGAAGAACGAGAUUUGGAUUGGAGUGGAAAGAGACGAGGAGAACUGGCCUCUGCGGUGUUGA